Chelonoidis abingdonii (Abingdon island giant tortoise) is the source of this 1174-nucleotide messenger RNA. It is a transcript of the gene HPD, whose product is annotated as 4-hydroxyphenylpyruvate dioxygenase. Gene Ontology annotation, biological process: L-tyrosine catabolic process. The record is from RefSeq and is a predicted model, not a curated record. Gene Ontology annotation, cellular component: Golgi membrane; endoplasmic reticulum membrane. Gene Ontology annotation, molecular function: 4-hydroxyphenylpyruvate dioxygenase activity. Lineage: Eukaryota; Metazoa; Chordata; Testudines; Testudinidae.
UUACACAGACAAAGGAGAAAAGCCUGAAGGAGGCAAAUUUCUGCACUUCCACUCUCUCACAUUCUGGGUUGGAAAUGCUAAGCAGGCUGCCUCGUUUUAUUGUAAUAAAAUGGGAUUUGAAGAACUGGCCUAUAAGGGCCUGGAAACUGGCAGCAGAGAAGUGGUGUCUCAUGUAAUACAGCAGGAUAAGAUCAUAUUUGUCCUCUCAUCUGCUCUCAACCCUGAAAAUGAAGAAAUGGGAAAGCACUUGGUGAAGCAUGGAGAUGGUGUAAAAGACAUUGCAUUUGAAGUCGAGGAUUGCGACUUCAUUGUGGAGAAAGCUAAAGAGCGUGGGGCAGUGAUAGUGAAAGAGCCCUGGGUAGAGGAAGACAAAUAUGGAAAAGUGAAAUUUGCAGUCAUCCAGACGUAUGGAGACACGACACACACGUUAAUAGAAAAUCUUAACUACAAAGGUCUCUUCUUACCUGGCUUUGAGCCGCCUCUCUUCAAAGACCCACUGUUGCCAAAGCUACCAAGUGGCAAGCUGAGUUUCAUUGACCACGUGGUGGGGAACCAGCCGGAUCUUCAGAUGGUCCCUGUGGCAGAAUGGUACCAGAAGAACCUUCUGUUUCAUCGGUUCUGGUCUGUGGAUGAUAAACAACUGCACACACAGUUCAGUGCCCUGCGUUCCAUUGUGGUCGCCAACUAUGAAGAGACCAUAAAAAUGCCCAUAAACGAGCCAGCAAUGGGCAAGAAAAAAUCCCAGAUUCAGGAAUAUGUUGAAUACUAUGGAGGAGCUGGAGUCCAGCAUAUUGCUCUGAAUACCCCUGACAUUAUUACUGCUGUCACCAAUCUGAAACAACGGGGCAUGGAGUUUAUCAGGGUUCCAGCCACUUACUACCACCAACUGCGAGAGAAGCUGAAAUCUGCCAAAAUCAAGGUUAAGGAAAACAUCGACAAACUGGAGGAACUGAAAAUCUUAGUUGACUUUGAUGAGAAAGGAUACCUGCUUCAGAUCUUCACUAAACCCGUUCAGGAUAGACCCACUGUCUUUCUGGAAGUCAUACAACGCCACAACCACCAGGGAUUUGGUGCUGGAAAUUUCAAGUCUUUGUUUCAAGCUAUAGAAGAUGAUCAGGAUGCAAGAGGAAACCUUACCGUACUGACAGCAAAUGGAGAAACUAAUUUCAUCUAG